Manihot esculenta (cassava) is the source of this 1166-nucleotide messenger RNA. RefSeq lists its product as uncharacterized. The coding region runs from base 1 to 1149 and encodes 382 amino acids. The record is from RefSeq and is a predicted model, not a curated record. Lineage: Eukaryota; Viridiplantae; Streptophyta; Magnoliopsida; Malpighiales; Euphorbiaceae. The transcript has 6 exons.
AUGUCCCCUCGCCGUCGCCGUCAUUGCUGUUCCCGUGGGUGUCGCGUGUUGCCUUCGACUCGCCGUCGCUGUCCCCUCGCCGUCGCCGUCGCUGUCGCUGCUGAUCCCGUGGGUGUCGCGCGUUGCCUUCGCCUCGCCGUCGCUGUCCCCUCGCCGUCGCCGCCGUUGCCACCCGCUGCUGCAGCUGCCGAUCGUCGCCACUCCAGGUUAUGGAAUAUGCCUCGAAGAGCAGUAUCAUCUAGAGGUAGAGGACAUAGCCAGCAACUCUCUACGAAUGAAACAGAUGAGCCAGUACAGAUGCAAGAGGAAACACUGGAGCACACUCCAGCAGCAUUAGGGGGACAAGCAAACGCAUCAUCAUCAUCAUCAGUUCGAACUAGAGGUCCGAACUUGGGACAUCCUAUCCCAUCAAACCCGUCUGAUCGGCAAUUGAUCAGAUUGAAAGGAAAUAGUCGAUAUGUAUGGGAUGAGAGUGAAGAAGAUAUGAUUCGAACUGCUUGGGAAAAGGUAGGAAAAGAAAGAUUGCGAGACAUUCUUAAUAGAGUUAGGAGUGAAUUGUUGCGUAAGCACAAGAAGACAGAUGUUGCUUAUCUAUACAAUUUAGGACCAGAUUGGAUGGAGGCAGAGAUAUGGAAUGCACUUGUUGCAUAUUGGAGUACACCAGAGUGGAGAAAGAAAUCAGAAGCUGGUAAAGCAAAUAGAAACGUAGAAAAAGAUGGGACUAUUACGAAACACUCUUGUGGUUCAAUAAAACUAGAGGUUCAUGAGAAUAGAUUGGCAAAGAAGUUAGGUAGGCAACCAACUCAACUUGAACUAUUUCGUGCCACUCACACAAAAAAGGGGAGUCAAGGUGUUUUCAUUGAUGGAAAAUCACAACGAGUUGAUGGAGCUUAUUUGACUGCCAUUGCUGAAAAUGUGAAUGACAAUUGUGAUAGUCAGUCUGCUUUUGAUUUGAAUAAGUGGAUGGAAAUUUCUGGAAGUAGUAAAGGGAGGGUUUAUGGUUUUGGAUCUUCUGAUAUUGCAAAAUCUGGAACUCCAACUACCUCUUUCUCAUGCACAUCAGCUCAUCCUGGAGGACCUUCUCAAACUAUGUUUUCUUUAGAGGAGGUUGAACAAAUAUUAGAGCAAAACCGGGUCAAAAUAAAAUAAGACAUGGAGCAAAUGCA